Messenger RNA from Corapipo altera (White-ruffed manakin), 1456 nucleotides. RefSeq lists its product as uncharacterized. The record is from RefSeq and is a predicted model, not a curated record. The transcript is spliced from 3 exons. NCBI's taxonomy places the organism in Eukaryota, Metazoa, Chordata, Aves, Passeriformes, Pipridae. The coding region runs from base 30 to 1070 and encodes 346 amino acids.
GGGACCAGCCGGGUCCCCACAGCCCAGAGAUGUUUGUUCCUGACCACCCGGCGUGGGUGGGAGGGCCGGGAGCACCAGCGGGAGGGAUCUGCUGCAGCGGGACGGGGGUUUGUGGGACAGGCCGAGUGGGUUCCACCGCCCCGACCCGGUCUCUGGGCGCUCCCCUCUCCAAGAGCAGCAAAACUUCCCUGGCCCCUCCCCUGGCCCCUUUCCCGGCCCCUUCCCCGGCCCCCUUUCCUGGCCCCCUCUCUGUGCAAACCGCAGAACUCGGAAGGUUUCUGGGUGAGGCUGCAGAGCUUUGGUUUCUCACCUGCUGCUUCGGCACGAGGAGCCGCUGCCGGAGCCCCCGGGGGUUCAGAGGGUCCCUCGUGGAGCUUUGGGUGCUGCGGGGGCUGGUCCUGGGAGCUGCUUUUCCCCUGGGAGGGGCCAAGUGGGUUGGUUUGUCACGAGUGGGGGGCUGUCGCGACGGGGGGGCUGCCACGACUUCCACGCUCUCCCAGGGCGCGGCUGGAGAUGAUUCCAGAGGCCGUCCAGGCCCGGGGGGGGGCUGUAGGAAGGAAGAAGGAGCCUGUGGGGAAGGGAGGCGAGUCCCCACACAGGCUGUGGGGUCUGUGAGGGUGAGGCAGUGCCGGGGGAGCAGAGCGAGUGUCCGCAGUGGGAUGAGGGGGGAUCACAGGGGUGUGACCUCGGAGGGGAGAGAGAUCAGCCCCCAAAGUGCUGGGAGGGGGGAGGUCACAGCCCCCCCAAAAAACACAGCCGAGUUUUCCCCUCCGGACAGCCCAGAGCUGAUCAGGAUUUAUAAAAGCAGCUGCUCCGGCUCGGGCAGAGCCCCCCUCCCAAACCCUGGGCAGCCAGAGCUGACCCCGAGCUGUGCCCUCCCAGGACGAGGCCACGGCCUUAACGCUCCUGCUUCCAUCCCAAAGGGACCCAAAUCCCUCCCAAACCUCCCCCCCAGGUGCCCUCGCUCUGCUCCGGGGCCCUCUGGGUUUGUUUGGGGUGUUGUUUUCCCGGGAUUUUCCGACCCCUUGGUGCAGUGGCACAUUGGGAAUGCUCCUUAUUGGGAACACUGAGGGUGAAUCCCAAGGGGAAUCGCUUUGCAUUGGUGUCCAGAGCCCCUGGGAAGAGCUGAGGGGACCUCCCUUCCCUCCAGGGGACCUCUUUUUCCCCCGGUUCUGUUCGACUUUCCCUCCCCGGAGUAACCAAACACCCGAAUUUCCGCUUUCUCCCAAAUCCCCGCGGGCUUUUCCCGGCGCUCCUGGGAAAAGGGAGGGGGGGGAGCUUCGCGUGUUUGGGCACGUUGGUUGUGACAGAGGCAGAGAAGGGGGAAGCCCUCGGUGAGGGCAGAGACUUUGUUUGGUCCGGGGUGGUGGUGAGGAGGAUCCCUGCUGAGCCAGGCCUGUGUCCUCCCCGCCUGCGGGGCCGGGGGGGUUUUCUCUUGGCAGUGGAAGACCUGGAG